This is a messenger RNA of Amphimedon queenslandica, 1520 nucleotides long. RefSeq lists its product as uncharacterized. Gene Ontology annotation, molecular function: protein binding. Lineage: Eukaryota; Metazoa; Porifera; Demospongiae; Haplosclerida; Niphatidae. The record is from RefSeq and is a predicted model, not a curated record. The transcript has 9 exons. Bases 87 to 1520 code for a protein of 477 amino acids.
ACCAUACUGAGUCUAAUCAUUUUCAGGUUGUAGUAGCUCAUCAAAGUAAUGCCACAUAUGCUGUGUUUAUAUACAAGUGUGGACUCAUGAACUGGACAUUAUAUCAUGCUGGUGUUGGUAUUAAUAGUGGUGAUGGGUAUUAUAUUAAUCAUCCACUAGCUAAUACUAGUAAUGUUACUGACAUAGACUGCUAUGAUGCAGUAUCUGAAUGGACUAAUAUUGUAUACAGACUAGAUCAAGUUAUAGAUAAGUUUGAGUUCCUAUCCAUUACACCUCACAGUAUUACAGUAUCAUGGAAUAUCAUCCCUAACAACAACAGUACACUUAUUCUGAGUAUUACUGAUUCACUUCAAACAGUUAACGAAACAAUUAACGUUACUGGACAUAAUGUAUAUAAUUAUACUGAAGACCUCUCUUCUUGUAAUGAAUAUACCUUUAAACUGGCACUGCCCAUGUCAAGUGGAUGUAAGGACAGCAUUAGCAUAUCUACAGUACCAAAACCUGACAAUGUAUCUGCAUUAUAUCUAACCAAUGAAACAAUAAUCAUAAGAUUUCAAAUAGAUGAGAAGAUUACAAAUGCAAUAAAGUUAUUUCUGUUUGAAGCUAAUGGACACAUUAAUACAUCAGAUCCAUUAGAUAUUAACAGUCUUCAAUACAUUGAUGAGUUUUAUGUUACACACUGGAAUAUAAAACUAAAUGACCAUUCAUUGUAUUACCUAACAGUAUCAGCAAUUGGUACAUAUGGAACUAGUACUUCUGAUCAUGUAACAGAAAUAAAUACAUAUAAUGUAAAGGAUAUAAUGAUAGAGAGGAAUGGAGAUAUUGUUUGCUUUGUUUGUAUUACUGAAGUGCUUAAUGAAUGUCAAGUAUUAAUAGCAUCAACAACAACACUGAUACCACAAUCAAUACAAACUAAUGGAACAUGUUAUUCAUUUACUGAUAAUGGAACAUACACUGUAUAUGCACAUGAUAUUGAGAAUGGAAUAAAGAUACUGACACCAGCAAUAGUUAUUGGAUACACAGUUGACUGGAUUAAACCACCAGACACAGAGAACACAUUAUCAAGUACAAAAAAGUUCAUAUUAUACCAAACAAGCAGUGAUGAAUUAAUACUUCCAAUGGAACCUAGUCUGACUACUUCAGCAAUGCUCACUACUACUACUAACAGUACUGACUAUCAAAGUCAAUCACAAAUGAUUGUUAUAAUACUGGGAGGUCUCCUUGGACUCACAACAUUUACUGUUCUCGUACUAUCACUGGCAAUGAUCGCAAUACUGAGGAAGAAAGGCAAAAGUAAAACAAACUCUAUACCUCAAAUUCAAGAGGCUAAUGACAUUCCAGUCACUACAAAAGAGGAUCCAGUAUAUGAAAUGAUGAACAAUGACAUACCAUCACUUAAUACUAAUAACUACUAUGAAGCUGUUGCUAUCAGUACCAUCACUGAUAACUCUAUGGUGUAUGAUGUCCCUGGAACAAAGCCUCAAGUUUCAUCUUACCCAUACAAAGUUGGACAUUUUUAA